Phragmites australis (common reed) is the source of this 1623-nucleotide messenger RNA. RefSeq names its product metacaspase-5-like. NCBI's taxonomy places the organism in Eukaryota, Viridiplantae, Streptophyta, Magnoliopsida, Poales, Poaceae. Gene Ontology annotation, biological process: proteolysis. The record is from RefSeq and is a predicted model, not a curated record. Bases 155 to 1411 code for a protein of 418 amino acids. Gene Ontology annotation, molecular function: cysteine-type endopeptidase activity. The transcript is spliced from 2 exons.
CAGAUCAGAAACACAAAAGGCCAGUCGACGUCCGUCGACAUAGACGCGACGCACCACAAGGUAAGGCCUUUCCCCGACCACCGCACGACGAAUCCCGCCCCCACUCCUCCGGCAACCGGCGACGACCCACCCAGGAGAGAUCCACGCCGGGCCGAUGGGCAGCAAGCGCGCGCUCCUGGUGGGCAUCAACUACCCGGGCACCAAGGCCGAGCUCAAGGGCUGCCACAACGACGUCGAACGCAUGCGCCGCUGCCUCGUCGACCGCUUUGGGUUCGACGAGGGCGACAUCCGCGUCCUCGUCGACGCCGAACCCUCCGCGCCGCAGCCCACCGGGGCCAACAUCCGCAAGGCGCUCGCGCGCCUCGUCGGGGACGCGCGCCCCGGGGACUUCCUCUUCUUCCACUACAGCGGCCACGGGACGCGGCUGCCGGCCGAGACGGGGCAGGACGACGACACCGGGUACGACGAGUGCAUCGUGCCGUCCGACAUGAACCUUAUCACAGAUCAGGAUUUCAGGGAACUCGUGCAGAAGGUCCCCGAUAACUGCUUAUUCACCAUCGUCUCUGAUUCAUGCCACAGUGGUGGCCUACUGGACAGCGCUAAGGAGCAGAUAGGUAAUAGCACCAGGCAGAAUAGGACCCAGUCCGGUGAACGUGAAGAGCGACCUGAUUCUGGUUCUGGCACCAGCUUCCGGUCCUUUCUCAAAGAGACCGUUCGCGACGUGUUUGAAUCUGAGGGAAUCCGCAUCCCUCAUAGCCACAGCCACCAUGGAGGUGACGACCAGGAUGAGGCUUACGCACAGCCAACUGGGAAUGGCCGCACCAAAAACCGCUCCCUACCACUCUCGACACUAAUAGAGAUGCUCAAGGAACAAACUGGCAAGGAUGACAUUGAUGUGGGUUCAAUCCGGAUGACACUGUUCAACAUGUUUGGCGACGAUGCCAGCCCAAAGAUAAAAAAGUUCAUGAAAGUCAUGCUCGGAAAGUUCAAUCAAGGCCAGUCAGGCGAGUAUGGUGGUGGUGUCAUGGGCAUGGUUGGUGCCCUUGCUCAGGAGUUCCUGAAGGCUAAACUUGAAGGCAACAAGGAAGAAGCUUUCAAACCAGCGUUAGAGCAAGAGGUUCACAGUGUUGACGAGGUGUAUGCCGGGACUAAGGCCUGGGCACCUAACAAUGGCAUUCUGAUCAGUGGGUGCCAGACCAACCAAACAUCAGCCGAUGCAACCACAGCGCAGGGUGUCUCAUUUGGUGCCCUCAGCAAUGCGAUCCAGACCAUUCUUGCAGAGAAGCACGGGAAGGUGACUAACAAGGAUCUAGUGAUGAAUGCACGUGAGGCACUGUCCAAGCAAGGGUACACUCAGCAACCUGGGCUUUACUGCAGGGAUGAGCAUGUUCAUGUGGCUUUCAUAUGCUGAAACAUGGGCUGCUACAGUUAUUAUUUUCCUCCCUCUUCUUGUGUUGGGCUGUGCACGAGAGGUUGAAAUUUUCCUUGUUUCCCCUGGUGUGUUACAGUUAUGUAAUUGUGUUGUGUCAAAGUUGUUUGAGGUUAUGCUUCAAUGUUGGACUAUUCCAAUACUGAAAUAACUAUGAAAAACGUUAUAUAUCCAUAAUAUAUGUACUUAUCUCA